Talaromyces rugulosus is the source of this 1083-nucleotide messenger RNA. RefSeq lists its product as uncharacterized. The record is from RefSeq and is a predicted model, not a curated record. Lineage: Eukaryota; Fungi; Ascomycota; Eurotiomycetes; Eurotiales; Trichocomaceae. The transcript is spliced from 6 exons. The coding region runs from base 1 to 1083 and encodes 360 amino acids.
AUGGCGAUUACAGGCCUGGGCGCCGGCGUGCGCCCUCCAAUAUUCCCUAUUACUGACGACGACCACGGCGGUUUUACUGCUGUUUCUGUGUAUACGUUGUUGGUCCUGUCGGUCGUUGUGGUGGCCACGCGACUGUCUGCCAGAUUCUAUAUCGGGCGAGUCGUGCAACUCGACGACUACCUUCUUGGAGGAGCUACAAUUUUGGCUAUUAUCCAAAGUGCAUUCGUGCAGCUCGCCAUCAGCCAUGGCCUCGGCAAAAAACAAGACAUUGUUUCGUCAAACAAUCUCGACCUCUUCCAAAAGUACUGGUACAUCGCGCAAAUCCUGCUCAUCGCCACGAUCGCCUUGAGCAAACUCUCUAUUGGCCUACUCUUCAAAAACCUCAUGAGCAAAGGCGCACAGUUUAUUGCAAACUGGACCUUGAUCGCAACCAUCGUUGCUUGGGCAGUGGCUUCCAUUGUCUCUCUGGCUGCAAGGUGCUCGUCGCCUCAUCCGUGGGAUUUUGUGAAUGGAAAAUGCAUCGACCAGACCAUGCUGUUCCGGGCUGUCGGGGCUAUCAACAUUAUAACCGACAUUGGCCUCAUCAUUCUGCCCUGUCUGGUUCUUUGGGGAGUGCAGGUAUCUACAAGUAAGAGAGUCCGAAUUAUCGGGAUGCUUUCCAUUCGACUUGCCGUUCCUGUUGCUGUCGCAUUUCAAAUUCACUACUACAAUACCCUUGCCAAGUCAAGUGACAAGACAUGGAUGGCGAUGAAUGCCAGCAUCUGGGACCAGGCCGUUAUGAACAUGAGUAUAAUUGCCACGUCCAUUCCAUCGCUAGGUCGUCUCGCUGUCGAGUUACAACCGAAUAUCGGCGCGUUUGCCAUGACCGAGAACCAUGGUGUUCGUAGUCGCGACAAAUACGCUAUGUCGUCGCUUGGAAAUCAGUACCCCCAUCAGAUGUUUGCGGAACAAAGACUUGGUACGCACACGUCUGUGCAUGGCAGUGUCGAGGCCGAUACAGAGAGCAUGGAAGGGUUGGUCCGGGACGGCAUGAAUCAGAAUGUGGUCACUAUACAUCACACCAUUGACUUCAAGGUCGAGUAG